Messenger RNA from Amyelois transitella, 2429 nucleotides. RefSeq lists its product as uncharacterized. Bases 1191 to 2045 code for a protein of 284 amino acids. NCBI's taxonomy places the organism in Eukaryota, Metazoa, Arthropoda, Insecta, Lepidoptera, Pyralidae. The record is from RefSeq and is a predicted model, not a curated record. The transcript is spliced from 3 exons.
AUGAUAUCUGUAUAUUCCUCUACACAAAAAAUAACAAUUGACGAAUCAAUGAUGUUGUGGAGGGGGUGAUUAGCAUUUAGACAGCAUAUGAAGGGGAAGCGUCAUAAAUACGGCCUAAAGUUCUACGCACUGGCUGACCAGCUCGGAGUUAUUAUGAAAUUACAUUUAUAUGGCGGUGCAUCUGAAAAUCUUGUAGGCGGCAAAAAUCACGUGCAAAAAGUAGUAGACCAUCUGCUUUUAAAUUUUAUAAAUGUAGGACACCAUUUAUUCAUAGACAACUUUUAUACAAGCGUAAGUUUAGUCGAAAAAUUAUAUGCUUACAAAACCUUUUGCACAGGCACGCUUCGAUAGAAGAGGAAAAAUAACCCAAGAGAAAUCGAAUUAGGUAAAUUAAAAACAGGAGAAUUAUGUAUUGUUCACAAGAAUAAUAUAUGUGUGUUAAAAUGGAAAGACCAUUAGGGUCAUAUCAAGUAAAUAUAAUGGAAAGAGCUAUGGCAGAUUUUUAGGUCAAGGUUUUAAAAGCGUCUAUAUAUGUCGGCUAUACCAAAAAUCAUAAAAUAUUUUUCAAUAAAUUAUCAAAAUAUCAAUACCAUUUCACAACUAGCUAGAUAAAAGAGUGAUAAUUAAAAAUAGCUAUUAUGAUACCUAUUUGAUUUUCUAUAGAACUCGCCAUUUGUUGUUGUCACAGUGUUGACAGCCUUAAAAAUGUUUUUUGUGUGUAUUACAAUACAUCAAUAUUAUUUUUCUUGAUUGAAGGAUUUAACAGAUUUUCAAUAUAAACAAGUCUAUUGUUUUUGCUUUUUAUAAAUUCAUAUUAGAUAGCUUUGCAAUGAAAUGCAGCCAUAAUAAAGCCUCCUUGACCGUUGAUGGACAGGAAGCUAGCUAAAAGGCUGCCAAUCAGAGCUGUCAAAAAAAAAAUGACAUUUCUUUUCAUUCUUUCCGAUUUGAGUUUUCAUUUCACACAUCUCACUCGCUUGCGCCCGCGUUUCGUUGUGUUCUGUGUAUUUUCGUAGCUUUCCCCGUCUUCUGUUUUUUUUUGACCCGGACUGCCCAAGGACUCUGAUUUUGCUUUUUUGAAUACGACUUGGAUUGUUAUUUUGGACUCUGAUAUUGCCUAUCUGUGACUUGUGCGUGCUUAUCCGGAUAUUGUUUGUGUACCUGCCUACCCGGCAUACAUACUUUCUGCCAAAAUGAGUAGACUUCGACGUGGCCGUGGCAGAUCCUUUGAAGAUACACGUAUUUUGUGUGUUAACUGCAACAUAUGUGUUAAUAGACUACGCCGUUAUCCGGCUUUAGACCUGAAUCCCCGAGUUACAGCUUUACUCGCAAGUUGGGUCUAUCCAAAAGAUAUGAAUGAGAAUGACUUCGUAUGUGAAGCAUGCAGAGAUCUUUUGAUAUUUGCAAUAAAUGAUAAUUUGCAACAAGAAGUUACCAGUGGUGAUGGAGAACAAGCUGGAUCUAGUCAGAGGGGCCACACUAAUGUGUGCCUUCUUUGCGGUUGUUCAAUUACACAAAGGCAAAGUGACAGGAUACUAAGAGACAAUCCUAAUGAACUCCAUCAAUCUAUGAUAGACAUAAUCAAGAACAAAGUAGCGCCACGGCAGGUAACAACUACCGAUAGAGUAUGUCAUGCAUGUUGGCUGAGAACUCAAAGAGAAGUACGUAGAAUGCAUCAUGUGGACAGUGAACAUGGACAACAAUCUGCAUCAGACAUUUCACAAGAUCGGGAGGAGUCUUCUGAUUUAAAUGAAAGAAGACCUGAGGGUGUGGAAGAUGAAACAAUCACACAAACGAUUUUAAUACCUGGAUAUAAAAGAGCUGCAAACAACAAUAAAAGGUGUGUUUUUCUCAAUUGCCCUCAAACAACACUGAGAAGCAUAUCAGAUAAUUUUCGUGCUCUUUUGAUUAAAGAUCAUAGGUUUUAUAUACCUAAAUUAGCUCGUAUAUGCGAUGAUCAUAUAAAUAGCAAUUUGUGGGGUACACUUUUCGAAGCUGAUAACUCCAUUGAAACAUUUAGUGCUGAUCAAAUAGCACAUGUUUUUUAAUUUGUCAAUUCUUUAAAUGUGACAAUAGAUUUUGAAAACCCAUUAGAAAUGGAUGAUCAGCUAUUUCGCUACUGGAUUGGGUAUACAAAGGAUCAAUUCCGUACACUAUUAGAAGAAAUGCCUCGAUUGAGUGAAAUUAGAAAAGGGACAGUGGGUUUAGCCAUACUGUUAAUUAAAAUGAGAACUGGAGACUCAGAUGAAAGAAUCUCUUUAUUAAUUGGAAUGCCAAGAAGAACAAUGGAGACAUUAAUGCAUAAAGUGCGUGAAAUUCUUGUACAAGACUUUGUUCCUUCCAAUUUAGGCAUCAAUCAUAUAUCAAGAGAACAGUUGCGUCAACACUCUCUAUCAAUCCCUGAAGGUUUAUAUGGGAAUGGAAGUAAUGCC